Molecule: messenger RNA, 1133 nt
Organism: Exserohilum turcica Et28A
Lineage: Eukaryota; Fungi; Ascomycota; Dothideomycetes; Pleosporales; Pleosporaceae
Product: glycoside hydrolase family 128 protein
Exons: 1
Coding region: 124-936 (270 amino acids)
Biological process (GO): fungal-type cell wall polysaccharide metabolic process
Cellular component (GO): fungal-type cell wall
Source: RefSeq, a predicted model, not a curated record
AGUCCGAGUUUCAACUUUGUCUUCAGCACUCAGUCUCUCCUUUGACAACUUUGUCGAAACACCUGCUCUAGCUAGCACCCCACAUUCCUUUUCUGAUCCGUCAGAUUCAUACAUUCCUUCACAAUGCUUACUUCACCCCUGAUCAUGGCCCUUGCUGGCCUCUCCACCCUGAUUGAGGCUUCUCCUCUUCGGCUCCGCGAUGGAGGCAAGCGUGGCCUUGCCUUUCCCAAGCAACACAACGGCGUUCCUGGAUCGCAAUGGACUCGUUACUUUGCCGGCUCUUCCAAGGUCACCUGGAUGUAUGACUGGGAGGCUGUCAUCGAUGGUGAGGCACCUGACCUCGAAUUUGUUCCCCUGCUCCACUCCAACCAGGAGUGGUGUGCCUCGACGUGGAACACCAACAUUGAGAAUGCCCGCAAGAAGUACAAGGUCUCACACGUGCUGAGCUUCAACGAGCCCGACCAGGUCGGUGGUGGAGGCUCCAACAUGGACGUCGCAACCGCCGUCGCCACCCACCUGAAGCUCAUCCAGCCUCUGGCCAGCCAAGGUCUCCGCAUCGGCUCCCCUGCCGUCACCAACGGUAACGAACCCGGCAAGGGAAUCGAGUGGCUCAAGUCUUUCAUGCAGCUCUGCAUUGGCUGCCAAGUUGACUUUGCCGUCACCCACUACUACGCGUGGGCCAAGCCUCAAGACUUCAAGGACUACCUGAACAAGUUCCACGACACUUUCAACCUGCCCGUGUGGGUCAGCGAGUUUGGCGUCACUGAAGGCGAUGCCGCCGAGUUCCUCAAGGAAGUCCUCCCCUGGCUCGAUGCCCAGCCAUGGAUCGAGCGCUACGCCUACCACAUGGUUGCGCCCAGCGACGCAAACCAGUACCUGAUCACCCCCGAUGGAUCUGGUCUCUCCAGCGCCGGACAGGUCUUUGCGAACGCAUAAGCAAAGAACCAAAACCCAUUCAAAAGAAAACAAAAACAAAUAGAGCGAGCGUCCUCGCAUGCUGGUUCUCCAAAAAAGACACGCAUAUGACGACUUUACGACCACGCUUCUUCUUCUUUUCAACUGUCAAGAUACCACUUUCACAAUGUUAUCAAGACGCCCUUUUAUAUAUAUCUCUCUCUUGUGCAAACAGGAAC